AUGGACCCUCUAUCCGUGGUCUCGGGCAUUGUCGGGACCGUGGCAUUUGGGGUCAAGGUACUUUCAGCCUUGCGUGGAUUAGCGGAGGGAGUUAGGUCAGCGCCGGAGGAACUAAAGCUUCUUACUCGGGAGGUCGAGGACCUCUGCAAGAUCAUGGACAAUUUCCAGAAGAAGACGAAAGGACAGAUUGUGAACCAGGAUAUUGAAGACGGCUCCCGGACUAUCCUGGAUAUCUUCGAGCAACUCGGGCAAUUGAUAGCUGAGCAUACCAUUUCUGAGGAGGAUGGGUUCCUCAGGAAAGGUUGGAAGCAAGUUAAAUGGUGUUGCAUCGAGAAGGGCAUCACCGGUUUGCGCGCACAUUUGAAUUCGAGAAAGGGGAAUUUGCUUGUUGCAUUGGCGCUUGCAAAUGAGUGAGCUGCUCCUCUUGCAGUAGGGAUUUCUAGACUUCAAAUAAGUGCUAAUUGAGGGUAAAAUGGGCCAGGCUUCAGAACGGCCAUUCAAGCAGGAGACUGGAGAGGGUUCAAGGGACGCUCGAGGAAGUCGUUGACAGACUCCAAGAUCAUGGCAUGCAAACCGUAGCUACCUGUGAGAGUUUUACAUUGCAAAGGUGGAAAGAAGUUCCCUCCACGACUGCUCUUUCGUCACGUCCGACAACUCCGGAUGGCCGGGUUUCUGUCGCUCCUUCGGAGUCUGGGAUACUCUCAGAAGCAGGUUUCUCGGAACGGAGCAUUCCGAUGAGCGCAUAUCAGUAUAAUGAAAUGGGGGCCAGAGGAAUUGGGGUUCUGGUCUCUGACGGAACGCAGACUAAGGCGUACACAGUGAGGAAUGCCAAGCAGAGGGGGGCAGCCGAUUCGAAGCCUCCGGAGACGGGAGUUCCUAGAUCAGGGUCUCCUGCAAGUUUCUCCACACCGCCAACCAGAUCCUCAAAGUCAACACCACUUGUUAGUAUACCGGAACCGGAGGAGGGAGACGGGGCUCAGGGUUGCAGAGACGACGGCAAACCGAAAGAGGCCCCAGUCAUCCAAGCGUUUAUCACAAUCCCGAGCAAAAUAGAGUGUCUAAUGCCACGUGAGGCACUCCGCAACGCGCGGCAUCAUCUGGAGAAUUUCCGUAAGCCUAGAUCUAAGGCCGAGGAACUAGAGGGUGGUGGUGGGGCUGUGCAUAAGUUACGGGAUGCCUCUCUGGCAGUGAUUCUAAAUGCACCGCCGUUGCGGGUGCUGGCCUGCGAACCGGUGACCCGCCACGAAUCUCGUAAACUUGCGGUGGAGAGGUUUUUGCAAGUACUGAAGACCUCUCCGGAUUUGACGUCCGGGAAUCUGUUUGGAGGCCCGGGGAAUAUUCGGAAGCCACUGGUAAGGGUCUCAUCACCCGGCACUUUUAGCCAUUCUAACCAAAAGGUUUAGAAAGAGAAGACAUAUGCUAUAUGCCACCUUGUUGUCCCGAUGUCCUUAUCGCUAGCGAUGUAUUCUCAGAUGAUUCAAUCUUCCUGGAAAAAGCCGGCCCGCCGACGUUAUCAAAAGAUGAUUUCUUUCCGCUCCAAGCCGACGGACGCGCCCGAUCAGUUAGGCAGGCCAGUGGGGAGUGGUCUUACAACCAUGCUCACCCCGGGAAGGUAGUUACGCAGUUCCUGGAAGGUCUACUCGUAUUGUGUCGAGUUUUUAGAGGAUGGGUUAAGUAUUGGCGGAAAUCACACGUCGGGGGGGGGG
This is a messenger RNA of Tuber aestivum (summer truffle), 1706 nucleotides long. The record is from the annotation of a GenBank genome assembly. Lineage: Eukaryota; Fungi; Ascomycota; Pezizomycetes; Pezizales; Tuberaceae.